Molecule: messenger RNA, 2645 nt
Organism: Drosophila yakuba
Lineage: Eukaryota; Metazoa; Arthropoda; Insecta; Diptera; Drosophilidae
Product: craniofacial development protein 2-like
Exons: 2
Coding region: 181-909 (242 amino acids)
Biological process (GO): chromatin remodeling
Cellular component (GO): nucleus
Source: RefSeq, a predicted model, not a curated record
GUUCCAAAGCUGGUCUCUAUGAAAAGGGUCAUCAAAUCUCGGUAAAAUUAAGAAAGCGAUCUUACACCGACUUAUUGGCGUAUGAGGCCGCAUCUGACCAAUCCCCAGAUCGGUCGAAAAACUUAAUCGAUUACCGAAACAAAUACGAGAGAAUUAAACAUAAACGGCCCCCCAAAUUCGAUGACGACCAUAGGCAUAUCUAAACGGACACGAAUUGGACAAUGGAACGUUAGAACUCUGAGAGAACCAUCUAGAUUAGCACAGUUUGCGGCGGAGAUGAAGAGACUUCAUAUUGAAAUAGCUGGAAUCAGUGAGAUGAGGUGGUCUGGUAGUGAGAAAACAACAACAUCAAAUAGCAAUCUAGUCCUACACAGGAGCAGCAAUGACGGCAGCAGAUACGGGGUGGGGAUUUACGUGUCCGAGCGCAUAAAAAACACACUGCACUCCUCGGAACCCAUUUCUGAUAGACUCAAGAAAGCCAGAUUCAGAUGUAGAGCUAGACAUAUAAACAUCAUACAAUGCUAUGCCCUGACGGAAGACGCCAAAGAUGACACCAAGGACGACUUCUACAUUGCCUUUACAGCAACCCUCAGUAAGACACGGCAAGGUGACAUUAACAUCCUCGUGCGUGAUUUUUAUGCGAAAGAAGGCCCCAACAACACCGGACUAAGAUCUGUCAUGGGCCAACAAGGAACUGGGACUCGCAAUGACAACGAAGAGAGAUUAGCGGAACUCUGCCAGCUAUUCCAACUGGUCAUCGGCGGCACAAUAUUCCCACACAAAGAUGUCCACAAAUACUCCUGGACAUCUCCUAGUGGUAACACGCGCAACCUGAUCGGCCACAUUUGCAUUAGCACGAAAUGGAGACACUCAUUACUGGACGUACGGAACAAAAGACAGUCAUCAUGAGUUGGUUAUUGGAGAACUUGAAAUAAAGUUAAACCGCAACUACUCAAGAAACACUGAUACCAGCCAACACCGACGAGCGCCCCCAUUGAACCUGAAUGAUGUCCACAUUGCGGGAACAGAUGAUCCCCCUAGAAGACCACCCAUGGGAGCACACCUGCAGACAGCUAAGGACCGCAGCUGAGAAAAUAAUUGGGCUGCAACAACGCGGAAGAGCAGACUGGAUAUCUGAAGGGACCUGGGACCUGAUUAGAAGAAGGAACAAUCUGAAGCCUCUGGCGGACCAGCUCACACAAAAUCGUGAUCAAUAUCGCGAACUGUGCAGAGCUGUGAAAAGAGCGCCCAGAAAGGACAAACGAGCGCUAUUGGAUAGACUUGCGACAGACGCAGAACGAGCAGCCGGCGAAACAACAUGCGCUCGUUAUACCAGUAGAUUGCACGGAUUGCCGGAACCCACCACAGACGGAACCAGAGACCUAGAAGGCAGCCUUUUAUCCAAUGAUGAUGCACAGAUCCGGAGGUGGCGCCAACACUUCAUGGGAAUUAGCCACACCACAUCACCAAACGUGGCUACGGACUAUAAAAGCAUUGCGCCACCAAGUGGGAAUGACGGCUGAUACGCUGCAUCCACAUUUCGCAGCCAUAUAGGACUCCUGGAAAAGCGGAAUCAUAGUAAAGCUCCCCAAGAAAGGCAGUCAGCGACUGCAACCACUGGAGAGGAAUAAUACUGCUCAACACCAGCUAUAAAAUCCUAGCUACACUGCUUACCGGAAUCCAGGAAAAAAUUGAGCCAACAAUCCGAGACGAACAGGCAGGCUUCAGACCACACAGGAGUUGCGAAGUUGCUUUACCUUCUUAUAAUACUGCUCAACACCAGCUAUAAAAUAAUAGCUACACUGCUUAACGGAAUCCAGGAAAAAAUUGAGCCAACAAUCCGAGACGAACAGGCAGGCUUCAGACCACACAGGAGUUGCGAAGUUGCUUCAAGAAGGCGUUCCACUCAGUUGAAAGGGCAACAAUAUGGCGAUCACUUGCAAGGAAAGGAGUACCUGCGAACCUCAUCGCUAUCAUCAAAUCGAUGUAUGACGAUGCCAACUUGGCGGUACUGCACAACGGAAAAACAAGUAAACCUUUCCAGACGAACAUCGAAAUUCGGAAAGGAUGGCCGCUAUCACCUCUACUCUUCAACAUCGUGGUCGACGAGUUAAUGAACGAAGUAUGCUCGUCCAAGCGCGGAAUUACGUGGAGCCUCACCAGACACCUUGAGGACUUGGACUAUGCAGACGACAUCUGUCUUAUCUCUCACAGACUCGGCGACAUACAGAGGAAAACUGAUAACCUCGUCAGAAUAGGCAGCAGCCUUCACUAACAGACAGCACAAAACAGAGUUAGAUGGAAGGCUUUCGUAGAAGCCCUAAGUUCCCGAGAGAAAUAAGAAGGAAAUAAAAAAAAAAUAUUGUGGCUACUUAAUCGAAUGGUACUAAAAUUACCUUUCAUUAAAAAAAUUAUGAAAAUAUCUCAACUGGUUCAGAGUUAUGAUUUUUGUAACCCUAAAGUAUCUAAAACGCCACUGUGCGUCGUUUUGCGACAUAAAAAUGUCACGCUGUUCGCAUCAGUAGUAAUGUUUCCAGAAUUUUCCGCAGUCAUGGCAACAGCAAAAACAAAUUCGGUUAUUCCGUUAUUUGGUUUUGUACGCGCUCAAAUAUUACUCUUUUUGAAUAUGAAAACUUGCGUAACCA